CUGUUCGGACGUAAAACUAAUCGAUUCUUGUAUUAAAGUUUUAAACUAACUUUUGUUUACAAGCCUGCCAUACGUGACAUGGACAGCAGUACGGACGACUCGAGUGCUUAUGUUCCAGGUGUGUCACUGAACCGACCUGGCAACCUUCGACCUGCGAAUACGUUUAAAAUGCGAGGACGAAGGACUCCCGAGGUUAAGCCGAAAAUUCCGUUAGUACGUCCCAUGGAGGAUCUACCGACGGGGAUUCCACAAGACGAGAUUCAGCAGCAUCAAGUUGAUGUCAGCCAUCCACAUCGAAACCACACCAGAAAAUUAUCCUUCAAAGAUUUACGACCGGAAGACAAACAGAGAGUGGCCAAUUUGAUCAAAGAGCUAGCUAAGACAGGGGAGGAGAAAGAGAAGGUUAUGAGUCAGCUGCAGGACGAACGUGAGAGGUAUGAGAAACAGAUCGUACAGCUGGUGGAACAACAAGAAGAAAUCCUCCAGGAAAGAGAAGAAAUACAGAAGCGAUUCUUCGACAGCCAGAGACUGCUGAACAAAUAUCAGGAGGAGUUGUUACAAGAACAAGAAAGACAGAAGUCGUCCGUCAGGAAAACCGUCAUGUGUUCUACCUGGAAUACGAAACCCACUGACCUGGAUAAUUGUGUGCUUGUUGUGGAUCGUGCUCGCAGCGUGGAAACACCAGGCGAUUUCGAACCACGGUCGUCUGGUGACGUUGUGGUGAGGACGGCACACACAGGGGAGGAAUUACACAACGGGAACAUGGAGGAUCUCAAUGCUCACUUUCCUCCAGCCAAUCACGAUCGACCUUAUACCGCUCAAAUCGACAGAGAGAUCGCCCAACAGAAUUACGUUGCGAACGGACUGGCCGGGACUUGUGAUCUCAUACAGGUCCAGCCACUCGUGGCGUACAAACCGCAGCGGACACCGCGCUACCCGAAGAACCCUGUGAGGUCGCGACCUUUCCACGAGCCCAUCAUGUCGAGCACGCAGAAGAGUUCGGUGAUGGAGGAGGUGUCGCUGACCUCCAUCCACACGGCCCACUCGGAGUUCCGCUCAGAGUUCCACUCGCUGCCGAGAGAUGACAGCCCCGGCUCACUGCACAGCGAGCGUGACAGUCAGGGAGACGAGAGAAACCACGAGACGAGGGGCGGCGGCAAGGUUCGGGUCGGGUUCUUGGAGCGGGCGGAUGAUCGGUGCGGUGACGGUGGCCAUGUCGGGAAGUUACAUUCGCCAGACGAGAACCGCAGCAUGAACAAUGACCAGGAAUUUAUCAGGUAUUACAAGAAGCUGACCCCGGAGGAACGCAGACAGAAACUACUACAGCAGAAGAGAGCGCUACUAGAAGAACAGCAGCGACUCAAGCAGAUCCUCAUCCACCAGGAGAAACAACUCUGUGAGAAGCAGGAAAUCCUCAAGUGGCGCCACCUCGAGAGAAAAAAGGGGCUGGAGCGACAGUUGGCCAGUUCCGACAAAGACGACAAAAUAGCGAGAUUGUUACUAGAGAGACAGCUUGUGGGUUCCGAAGGCACAAACUCGAGGUUACCGAAACCGCAGUUUGUAAACCACGCUGGCACAAACUCAAGGUUACCAGAACCGCGGUUUGUAAACCACGAUGGCGAAGGUUCGCGGUUAUUGGAACGACAGCUUGCGAACGUUCACCGAGCCAGUAAAACAUCGCGGUUACUGGACGAUCAGUGUGGUCAUUCUCACGCGGAUGAUAAAGUGUCGAGGUUUGUGGAGAGGUCACCACGAGGUCGUUACGCCGAUGUAGACGAUGAUGAGAGGGUGGAUUUGAACAAAGCAACGUACAUCAUAGAUUCCGACGAUGAUGAUGACAAUUCAAGAGCAGAUAACCUCGUAAAGAGACUCGAUUACUCAGGGAUGUCUGAUGCAUCUCACAAUGCCAGAGAACGUCUUGGUGUCAGAAGUAGAAUCUCGGCCGCCACGUCUCCCAUUUCAAUGACCCGAAUCAGCGUGGGAACGUCACCAUUACGACAAGAUGGAUCGGGUGUGGCCUCGUGCCCGCCAUUAGAACGAGUCGAUGCCGGGACCAGCGUGUCAUACAGACACAUCUCCAGAACUCCACCCAGACCGAGUCCGAGACAGGGUAAUCUCCCCUUACACAUUGACCGACAGGACUCUGGUUCUCCUGAAUUAAUGGCAAACUCUCCAGUGGAAAACGGAUUGUCGAUUCUUGAGAUUGUUGACUCUAUUCAAGAUGGCCGACUUUCUCACAACGUGAGCCUCGAGAGACCAGAACAGAUCACUGAGGAACGAAUUCACACUUCCAGGGAGCAGUCGUUUAGGGAGCACUCUUUCAGGGAGCAGUCGUUACAUGAAGACGUUGAUGAGGAAGAAAAUCUUGAAGAAAGUCGAAUUUUAGAAGAAAUCUUUUUUCUUAAGUAACAAAACAGCACUGUGAUAAUGACCACUCUGGUAGUGAACAUUAAAGGGACAGAUCCUAGUUUUUAAACACUACAGCAUAUUGUUCACUAUUACAGCCGUUUAUUAUCACUGAACUAAAACAUUACUGGUAUUUUAUUCUUUAGAUUAUCCAUUUCGGUACAGCUGAAGUGUUUCUGGUCAUCCUGGUGUUUCUAAUACCACAAAAUGCAUGUUUUAUAAUUUUAAAAACGCACAUUCCUCUGAGAAGUAAUGG
This is a messenger RNA of Gigantopelta aegis, 2662 nucleotides long. RefSeq lists its product as uncharacterized. Bases 79 to 2409 code for a protein of 776 amino acids. The record is from RefSeq and is a predicted model, not a curated record. The transcript has 13 exons. NCBI's taxonomy places the organism in Eukaryota, Metazoa, Mollusca, Gastropoda, Neomphalida, Peltospiridae.